CCCGGCGGUCGUCCGUCAGAUGGCACUGACCAAUGAGCAACGGCGGCGGCGGCGGCAGCAGAGCGACGACGACGGCGGCGCGCGACCUCUCGCAGUGUGCUAUUCGUAAUCGGGGCGUAAGAGUGCACCGGUGCUCGGACGACUUACCCCACGUGCGCGCGUAUAAUAUCAUGCGAUGUGCCCCGCCGCCAGUCGUCACAUUACCGUUAACGCGUGCGAGUCGUCGAGUGUGAAACCGAUUGUUGGUGUUUAGAAAAUUUUCGUUACGUUUGUAAUAUUUGAAAUAUUUUUGAUUAUCGGAAAAUAAUAUUCUAUAUUUUUACCUCUCUCUCUCGAAUAAUAUAAUAUCAAACGAUCGUGUUUUUAGAUAAUUUUUUUUUUUUUUGCUCCGUCCGUUUUCUGUACGAAAAGUUAUACCGAUCGUCGUCGUUUAUAAUAUAAUAAUAAUAAUAUAGUCGUUUGAUAUUUUUCGUCGGUCACGUAAAUACUACGCCGGCCGCGAUUCGCGGUGGAAAAUAAUAGUCGUCUGUAUAAAACAAUACACCGUCAAUCUGGAACGCGUGCGACCACCAUGGACACUACCUAACAGAACGUUUCGUCCGCAACAACGUUAAUAUAAUAUUAUAAUCCUACUGCUAAAAUACGUGCCGUGUGUUUCGCCCGCGGUCGUCGUUUUUUUUUUCUUUCGUCGUCGUUUUGUUUUAAACCGUCGCUUAUCACGUCAUCGCAGUGCCGACUACGCCACCCCGAAUAAUAUAUAAAAAAAAAUAUAUAUACCCGUCGUCCCCGGGCGGCAAAUUCCGAUUACCACACCUACCCCCUAAACUGUCGCGAUGACGGACCCGUAUGACGACCGACGCAAUCUGUACCAAGAAGUGGGCCGGUGGUGGUGAUACGCGCGACAUGUCGAAUGGUGGUGACGGCGCAGCAGGUGCAGUUUGCGCGUGUCGCCGUCGCCGUUGUCGGACUACGCCGUCGUCGUCGUCGCCGUCGCGUUCGCCGUCCGUGCUGGCCGUGUGGACGACGGCGUUCGUCGUGUUGGCCGCGAUCGUAGGCGGCGGCGGCGGCGGCGGGGUCGAAGCGCUGCACGCGGCCGCGGCCGUCUCGACGGCCGGCGGUGCGGCGGCGGCAGCUGCGGCGGCGGCGGCCGGACGGAUGGCGCCGUGCGCCCACCUGGGCGACGAGACCAACGACGUGUCGGCCCGGGCCUACGCGUCCGACGUGGUGUUCGAGGGCAAGGUCCGGUCCAAGGGCCCGAUACGGCCCGGCGACGGCACGUACGGCGUCACGUUCGUGGUGCAGCGCGUGCACAAAGACGCCAUGCAGGCGGUCACGUACGAGGGACUGCGGGUCGGCAGCCCCGUGCGGCUCAACUUUCGCGAGAAGCGCGGCGACCGCGACCCGCCGCAGCGGAGGCCGCCGCUCCAGCGCCGGGCGGACGCACAGUGCGUGCAGCGGUUCGCGCCGGCCGCCGGCGGGCAGACCGUCGAGGCCAACAUCAAGCGCGGGGCCAAGUACCUGGUGUUCGUGGCCGGCGUCGGGCCGCACAACCUGUCCGUGCUCGGCGAGCCCGUUCUCCGGACGCCCAAGAACGUAGACGCCGUGCAAAAGGUGCUGUGCAGGGACUGCGUUCAGCCAAUCGGUGUGUGGGGGCUACAUAACACGACGUUAAAAGUCAAAAGCGCUUUGAAAUUGAUGUGCAGAGCUAAAGGCAACCCGAUGCCCGCUCUGCAGUGGUUCAAAGACGGCGUACCAAUUUUGGUGGGCAGGCGAAGGAUUCAAUACAAAAAGAAAAGAUCCAUGCUUGUGAUACCAAAGGUGAGACCAGAAGACGGGGGCAAGUAUGAGUGCAGAGGUACCGGAGUCCAAACCGGCCAUGUGGCUAUUACGUCGGCCCAAGUCAUAGUUAAUUCCAAACCGGACAACACUACAGCCCUGUGGCCGUUGGUCGGCGGUCCCUGUCCAGCAGAUCUCGUAUAUUGUCUGAACGGGGGCACUUGUACGUUCUACGAAACCAUCGGAGAGCUCGUUUGCCAGUGCGCCGAAGGCUUCAAGGGUCAACGGUGUGAGAACAAAGACAUUGUUAACAAAAGCACUUCCUAUAUUCUUUGCCAAGUUAUACUGCGAUACAGUUACCAAGGAACGGAACAAAUUUAUAUAAUUUUUUUAGCCAACGAUCAACCGCUGCAUUAUGUUUUAUUUUCGCUUUUUACCCCUUUUUCGGAAGUGGCGGGUGAAUGAUGUGUAAAAUAACUAUUUAUCCCAACAAUUGUUACGUACAUUUUACACAUGAACUGGACGAGUCAUUUGAAUCGCUCCCAAACACACGAAAGUUUGAUCGUAUACAGUACACGGUGGGGGUGUGGAUUUUUGUUUGCAGAUUCAAAACAAAAAAAGAAACAAAACACCAUUAGAAACGACACAAAUAAUUUCAGCUAGUGACGCGUCGAAACACUACUAUUAUAUCGAUGUAACUGAACAUUGGACAGCGGCACUAACCCGAGCACAUUCUACAACAAACACGGAUAGAUGAAUACAAUAUAUAAUUCUUUAAAAAAUUUUUUCUCAACAAUUUUUUUUAUACAUUCAUACAUAAUAAAAUGUUUUAUACGAAACGAAGCUUUAUGUUAGAUAGGUACCUAUGUAUGUUAUUAUACAUAAAUAUAUAUAAUAUAAUAAUGUGCAACCCAACUUAAUUGCUACCCCUGGUUUUCAUCGCUAUAAUAUAACUCUAAUAUACAAUAUUAUAAAUAGCUGAUGCAUAUUAGUCCUUAAAAUUAUAGCUAAUUUAUGAAAUUAUAUAUGAUAGAAUAAAUACAUUUUUAACUUAAUAAAUAAUAUAUAAGGGCUAUUUAGACUUGUUAACUUUUAUAUUAUAAGUUAUUUUAUUUGUUUUGUUUACAUAUUAUAUAUAAAUGUCAUAUUCAUUUAGUGAAAAGUAUCCAUAUCGUGGAUAAAACAUUGCCUUAAAAUUCAUGGAUGAUUAUUUUUGUCUACUUUACGAAACGGAUAUUAGUUUUAUACACUAAAUCUGUAAUAAAUACGGAAUUUUUUCGCGAUGUUUAUAAAUAAACUAUCGAUUUCAUAAAAACGUAUACAUAGACUAACGUAUGAAAAUACAUUUUAUUUCGUAACAAAUGUACAUAAUUGAUCAUCCAUGUUAGGUAGAAAAAUGUAGAAUUCACGGUUUGUAUAGUUACGAAAAUAUAUCCACUUCAAUAAAUGGGUGUGACAUAUAAUAUAUUUGUAUAUAUAUUUAUGUGAUUGAUUUUCAUUAAGGCUAAAGGUUGUGAUGUUUGUUAUGUUCCAUAUGUAUUACUUUUAUUUUAUAUAAGUAACACUUAAUCGUGUGUA
Aphis gossypii (cotton aphid) is the source of this 3354-nucleotide messenger RNA. Its product is annotated as protein vein. The record is from RefSeq and is a predicted model, not a curated record. Gene Ontology annotation, molecular function: phosphoric diester hydrolase activity; signaling receptor binding. Bases 847 to 2241 code for a protein of 464 amino acids. The transcript is spliced from 8 exons. Gene Ontology annotation, biological process: lipid metabolic process; intracellular signal transduction; animal organ development. Lineage: Eukaryota; Metazoa; Arthropoda; Insecta; Hemiptera; Aphididae.